Silurus meridionalis is the source of this 1869-nucleotide messenger RNA. It is a transcript of the gene ccng1, whose product is annotated as cyclin G1. Gene Ontology annotation, cellular component: cytoplasm; nucleus; cyclin-dependent protein kinase holoenzyme complex. The coding region runs from base 196 to 1095 and encodes 299 amino acids. Gene Ontology annotation, molecular function: cyclin-dependent protein serine/threonine kinase regulator activity. Gene Ontology annotation, biological process: regulation of cyclin-dependent protein serine/threonine kinase activity; mitotic cell cycle phase transition. The transcript is spliced from 6 exons. NCBI's taxonomy places the organism in Eukaryota, Metazoa, Chordata, Actinopteri, Siluriformes, Siluridae. The record is from RefSeq and is a predicted model, not a curated record.
AGGCACUCGGUCGCCGCCUGACGCCAAGGGUCAGGGGUGUGCAGGGCAAUAAAUUAAAGUACUUGCUUUAUACAUAUAACUAAAUAAGCUUCAUAAAUCUUUGUUUGUAUUUCUUACCUUUUCCUUUUUUUUUAUUAAACAUUUAUUUUCUUUUAUGUAUUAAAACUUGCUCGCGCUUUUAACAAACCAUUCACGAUGAUCGACACGCUGACCGGUGCAGAAGCUCUGCCGUUUGCAGUCCAGCUGAAGACUCUUCUGGAGCAGGAGGUCCGCUGCCAGCCCAAACUGUGCGGGCUUCGCGUCCUGGAGUCGGCCCACGACAACGGCAUGAGGAUGACCGCGAAGAUGAGGGACUUUGAGGUGAAAGAUCUGCUCUCUCUGACUCGCUUCUUCGGGUUCAGUGCCGAGACGUUCUCCCUCGCCGUGAGCAUCCUGGAUCGCUUUCUGUCUAUGAUGAAGAUCCAGCCCAAACAUCUGUCCUGUGUCGGCCUUUGCUGCUUCUACAUCGCUGUGAAGACCUCCGAAGAGGAGAAGAACGUUCCUCUGGCUAGCGAUCUGAUCCGAAUCAGUCAGAACCGCUUCACCGUUUCGGACAUGAUGAGGAUGGAGAAGAUCGUUCUGGAAAAGCUUUACUGGAAGGUUAAAGCUCCUACAGCACUGCAUUUCCUCCGCCUGUUUCACAGCCACAUCCAGGAGAAAGUGGACGCUGAUGAUAGGAAGAUUCUGAACAUUGAGAGACUCGAGGCUCGGCUGAAGGCCUGCCAUUGCUCCUUUACCUUCACAAAGCUACGGCCUUCGUUGGUUGCGCUGGCUCUGCUGGCCCUUGAGGUUGAGGAAGAGCACGAAUCGGAGUCAGUUGAAGCUCUGAGAUGCGGGGUGAAGGACAUCCAGCACCAACUGGCUAUUAAAGACGGGGACUUGGUGUGUGUGCGUGAGCUCGUCUCAAAGUGCCUGACUGAAUAUUCUGCCACCAAGUGUUGGAAGCCCAACAGCCAGAGACUGCGCUGGAUCAUCUCUGGGCGAACGGCCCGGCAGCUGAAGCACAGCUACUACAAGAUCGCUCAUCUUCCCACGAUCCCUGAAUCUGCUUCUUAAAGCCUGCAGUGUGAUUUCUUUUUUUUUUUUUUUUUGGUUUUCAUUUCUUGCUCUUUUCUGAAAUGCUGUGAUUGUUAUAUUGGCUUCUAUACAGAACUUCGAGUGGAGCUCUGUAUGGAAACCAAUUCUUGUGGCUUUUUUUUUUAUUUUGUAUAAGCACGCAAGUAUUUGUCUUUGGAAGAUCUUAGUCGAGUGUUUAAAAGCCGUCAGCCGGAGAGGUUCGUACCUCCCGGGGUUUGACCGGCACGGGCGUGACUACGCAGCACGCUCACUCGAAUCGGCGCCUGAGUCGCGCCGGUUGUUCUAAGCAGUCGAAAGUAUUGAACCGCCUAGGUCCUCAGUCCACCGUGUGGAAGAGGAGGGAGAAGGGUUUUGUGAUUUAGAUGAACAUCAGAGGAACCAAGAAAUCGGCCCAAAGCCCUUAACUCCCACCCUAGGUUGUUGCUGUCCUCUAGCACACUCCUGCCCAAGGUGAUUAUAUAUGAAGUUCCUUUUCUUUUAUUAACAGCCAGUCUGUUUUUGUUUAAGAGCAGAUCUCGGACGUUAACACAACUGACCUGUAACACACAACUUUGUAGGUCAGGGUUUAAAAUGAAACCAUAAACACACAGGGUCUUAUUGUGUAAAUUGUUAAUUAGGACAAUUAGUUGUUUCAGUUCUGCAUGUCGGUGCUGAGAUUUUGUUUCCACUAAAGAAGAAAAAUGUUUUGAUUUGACCAAAUUGAUUUGUUCCCUGGAAGUGGACCUUUCAAUAAAAACACUUAUUGAAAUGUUA